Molecule: messenger RNA, 648 nt
Organism: Phytophthora infestans T30-4
Lineage: Eukaryota; Oomycota; Peronosporomycetes; Peronosporales; Peronosporaceae
Exons: 3
Coding region: 1-648 (215 amino acids)
Source: RefSeq, a predicted model, not a curated record
AUGCUGGAAGUGGUGAAGAACGAAGUACGCGCGGGCUAUCACGACCACUAUGCAGUGUUUGAUACUAAAGCCAAGGAGAGCCAAGGAACGAAUUUGGAGAUCUGGGCGGAUGACAAUGCCCGGCAAUAUGUGUCAGUGCGUAUACGGCACGACUACUUGCGCAUGAUGGGAAACCACACCAAGACGAUGGAGCGUAUGGAGGCGUUCAUUGAAAAACAUCUAUCCAACGUUGGCUGCCAUCCCUUCUUGGCGGGACUUCUUACUGCGCUACGGUGGAAUCUGGAGAGCUCAACUGUUGUGGCGUGGAAACUAUCGGACGCGGUAUUCGUCGAAAGCGGCGAUUCCGAAUUCACACACAACGCGCUGGCACUAUUAGUGCUCGCGCUCAAUUUCAGCCACUGCGAGAGCGCUGUGAUCGGCACCCCAGGCACAGGCGAGAGCCCACAAGUGAAGACUCGCGACUGGUAUCUCGACCCGUACAUGUCAGACCACGACAUUCGACAACUAAUGCGACUAUUUCCAGCCGCAAAGCGUCUCGAAGGGAGACCUACUGGCACCAAAAUGCUCACCAAGAUGGAUCGGACAAACGUCCAUGGACAGCUAGAUGAAAAUCCCAAGUUCUUUGACCGUUGGUGCGUCGUGCUGUAA